UUUCAUGUAACCGAACAAAAGGAAACGUCAGUGGGAAUCCAAUACGGAAGCUUUCACCAUUUCCAAUUUAAUGGCGUUCUACAUUGAGAGAUCUCCUAUGAGCACCACCACACUGCGUGGCGUCCCCAUUUGGUAAGACCCAUUUUGCGACGGUAUCUUUCGUCGUUUCGCUCCGCUUAUCGGCUGCGGGGUCGCCUCGCUGACCGUCUCCCACGCGUUCCCACCCGAUCAAAGAAGUAGCUCGUUCUCCGGCGCCCUUUCCGACGAUUUUAUCCUCAUCUCUUCCCACUCGCGGCUGCUUCAAGUUCAAGGAGUCAACCACAAGUUUGAGGAAUGUUGUAAUGCAUGCGUGAAGUGUGUAAAGUCUUUCUCUCUGUAGAAUAACCCGCUCUCUCCAGCUAUAUAUGCUGUCAAAACCGUCCACUGGAACGACCACAAUCACCAUGGGAACGGUCGAACCUCACGGGUUCUCCCCCGGCCGCCGGGACGCAGAUGCCGGAGCCAUGUUCGUGCUCGAAUCGAAAGGGAAAUGGUGGCACGCCGGCUUUCACCUAACCACAGCAAUCGUUGGGCCGACGAUCUUGACGCUGCCAUAUGCUUUCCGGGGGAUGGGAUGGGCGGUGGGCAUCGUGUCGCUGACCGCGACGGCGAUGGUGACGUUCUACUCCUACUACCUCAUGUCCAAGGUGCUCGACCACUGCGAGAAGGAGGGCCGCCGGCACAUCAGAUUCCGGGAGCUCGCCGCCGACGUUCUAGGGUCUGGCAUGAUGUUUUACUUUGUAAUCUGUGUUCAAACCGCCAUCAAUACUGGAGUUGGAAUUGGAUGCAUACUGCUCGCAGGAGAAAGUCUGCAGAUCAUGUAUACAAGCAUUUAUCCGGAUGGGCCCUUGAGAUUGUACCAGUUCAUCGCCAUGGUCACGGUGGUGAUGAUACUUCUCUCUCAGAUGCCAUCCUUCCACUCUCUGAGAUACAUAAACCUCGCCUCCCUCAUCCUCAGCUUGGGCUACUCUUUCGUGGUUGUUGGUGCUUGCAUUUAUGCAGGGUACUCGAAGGACGCCCCACCCAAAGACUAUUCGCUAGAAUCAUCAAAGUCUGCACGGACAUUCAGUGCCUUCACGUCCAUCUCCGUCCUCGCUUCCGUUCUCGGUAAUGGGAUUCUCCCCGAGAUCCAGGCGACUUUGGCACCUCCGGCAGCAGGGAAGAUGCUGAAGGGGCUGAUCAUGUGCUACACUGUCGUAAUGGUGACUUUCUAUUCUACGGCCAUCACCGGUUAUUGGGCGUUCGGCAACAAAGCCAGCUCCAACAUCUUGAAGAGUCUCAUGCCCGACGAUGGGCCUUCUUUUGCUCCCACAUGGCUCCUUGGCCUUGCCGUCGUCUUCGUCCUCUUGCAGCUCUUCGCCAUUGGCAUGGUAUACUCUCAAGUUGCAUACGAAAUCAUAGAAAGGAAGUCGGCAGAUGUGAGGAAAGGCAUGUUCUCAGCGAGGAACCUUCUGCCCAGGUUGCUGCUUCGAUCCGUCUACAUGGCAGCCUGCGCCUUCGUCGCGGCCAUGCUUCCCUUCUUCGGGGACAUAAAUGGGGUGGUGGGAGCCAUUGGCUUCAUCCCUCUGGACUUCGUCCUCCCCAUGCUCCUCUACAACAAGAGCGUGAAGCCACCUCGCACCUCCCUUACCUUCUGGAUCAACGUCUCCAUCAUGUUUGUGUUUUCCGGCGUCGGGCUCAUGGGUGCUUUCUCGUCCAUCAGGAGGCUGGUUCUGGAUGCCAAUCGAUUCAAGCUCUUCAGCAAUGAUGUGGUUGAUUGAUUGGUGUAUAUCCCAUUAUGUUCAUUCACAUUCUUCAAGCUCUGUGGCAAUGAUGUGGCUGAUUGCUUGGUGUAUAUAUAUAUGCGGACACUUGGGGCUUGGAUUUCUCCGUUCAAGUUUUACGACGGAGAAAUCCUCCGGCCUCUCACAGCAUUCCGCGCAUGUUGGAGAUAGUUGUUAUAAAAUUAAUAGAACCUUCCCAUCAUCAACAACAUAUAAGAUCGCAAGAUCAAGGGCGGUGUUGGUCGAAAACCAUGUCUCAGGUGUUUUAAUUUUGAGUUCAUCCACGGGCUUGGCUUACCUUGUGGGGGAAGGCUUGCUAAGUUGCUGGGGUUAUUCGUCGGUUACCAAAAAAAAAAAAGGAGAAAGAAAACAAGAAUUUGAGUUUGAUUCAUAAUGACCUUUUGUAAGAAGUCCCGUCUGUUAAUUUUCACUGUUUUAUUUUUCCUUCUUUUGUAUACAAAAAUUAUAUUGAAAACUAAUCAAAGAU
Messenger RNA from Nymphaea colorata (pocket water lily), 2289 nucleotides. RefSeq names its product probable GABA transporter 2. Bases 405 to 1799 code for a protein of 464 amino acids. Gene Ontology annotation, cellular component: plasma membrane. NCBI's taxonomy places the organism in Eukaryota, Viridiplantae, Streptophyta, Magnoliopsida, Nymphaeales, Nymphaeaceae. The transcript is spliced from 7 exons. The record is from RefSeq and is a predicted model, not a curated record.